CCUUGCACGCUGUGGACGCAGCAGCAGCAGCAGUGGCGGUGGUGGGGGGGGGCAGAGGAGGCGCCUGCUGAGUUCACGGCCCUGCUGCUGCUGAUGAUGAUGAGGAGAGGCACUGCCAGAUUGUGGCUGAUGGGAUGAGUUACAUUUAGUUGUUUGUGUCUCUGGAGGGGCGGAUUUGUUGUCGUGGCAGAAAUGGCCUCGACUAGAGGCCGCGAUGUGGAGUGUUUGGUCUACUCUUCCACGCUGGGCGUGCCCGCACUUUACCCCGAUACACACGCGGGGCGUGAGCUCACUGGGCUUGCAAUGCAGAGGUGCAGCACAACAACAAGAAGCAGGAGGAGGAUGGUUUGUUUCCCAAGCCGAGCACUUCCGGGUCCACCUUCAUGAUCCUCCCUCUGCCCCGGGGGUGGGGGCGGGGAGAUCCCCUUGAACAGGGUUACGCUGCUACUUCCGUUAAGGCCGGGGCAAGUGGAGGCGGCGCUGUGCAUUGUGGGUGGCGAGAGGCUGAUUUGGAUUCCCUCUCACGGCCACCAUUGGUGGUUCGCGAGCUUCUGAAGUGGCGGCUCGCUGGCUGGGCCUCCUCUACGUCGACUCAGCCAGAAGAAUGUAAGAACCAAGCGCGGUGUGGACACAUCAGCAGUGGCGCUGGUGGGGGGGAGACAAAGGAGUCACCUGGCCUACAAGACCACGGAGUCUGAAGUCGAACCCAGGACCUGCUGUUUCCGGUCCCGCGCACAACCAGCACUGCACCACGUGAUGCGCCAGCCGGGCUCGUGGGGGGCGGAGCCUCGCGCUAGUGACGUCACCUCUGUUACGUCACAGCCACGCCUCCACCCACAGUGGAGAGGAAUGCACACGAGGGAGCAGCAGAAGAAGCCUUUUGAGAGCGAAUCCUCAACGAGGCCAUCCAACUUCAAACAAAAUCUACUCCUUCCCAACAACAUGGACAGACAAAUCACGUGGGCUGAGAUCUUGGAUGACUAUGAGGCCCGGGAGUCGGCGUGCCAGUCGACCACGUGGGGGGACGUUAUGGAUAAGGUGGACCCUUUCCCAGGCCAAAGUUACAAGAAUCGCUCACCAAAGAGGAUAAUUGGAGAGUUGAAGGACGUCAGCGGGGUGAAGCAUCUCCAGGAAAAGAACCUUGGCAAAGAAAGAUGCACCAUGGAAGAGGAGCGCCUCUUUGAGGUGCAGCGCAUUGCCAGGGCGAAGUGCCGCACAGAGGAGAAGUACUUCCGAGAUUAUCUCCUCAAGAAGCGCCUCAUUAAAGUGAAGUACUUCAUUGAUGAGAAGCAUCAUCGCGAGAUGAAGUGUGCUGAGGAGAAGAGUCUGGAGGAGGAGGAGAAGUGUCUCGACAACGUGAAACACGUCGAGGAGGAGAAGCGCCUUGAGCAGGAGCAGCGCUUCGCCAGCAUUGCUACCAUCACCACCACCGCUACGGGCCCGAUUGCUCCAAGCUUUGGAGAAGAGUGCUUCCAAGCAGAGAAGAUGGAGAAGAAGACAGAGGUGGAACAGGAACACGAAGAGGAGAAGGUGGAGGCAGUCCUCAUGGGGUGA
Molecule: messenger RNA, 1554 nt
Organism: Lethenteron reissneri (Far Eastern brook lamprey)
Lineage: Eukaryota; Metazoa; Chordata; Hyperoartia; Petromyzontiformes; Petromyzontidae
Product: S phase cyclin A-associated protein in the endoplasmic reticulum-like
Source: RefSeq, a predicted model, not a curated record